AUGUCGUUUCUCAAAGUGUCCUCAUCAAAGACACCAAGUAAGGCUUUUCAAUUAAAUGAGGCCGAGUUUGAGGAUGAUCCCUAUAUGGCCGAGAAAGUAAAGUCUUUGAAGGCAGCUCAGAAAUUAGAAGAGCAGUUUCAAAACUCGUAUCAAAAUAUUGCUUGGAUGCGGAAAGCGAUUGAGGAGGAGGAUAUGAAACGAGAGAUGAUUCAUCAUCAACAAGCACAAGACAACAAGUUGAAUGACAGCGAUGAAAUCGAGAAUGAGGGAGAGGAAUUAGAAAUAGUGGAGGACGAUCAAAUCACAGAUCAAUUAGAAUUUACUUUGGAUGAUAUACCCUUUCCAGCGAAUACAGGUGUCCCAAUUCAUGAACGCUUAUUAAAUUUUGGCUCGAGUCUGUCACUGAAAUUGGAAAUGAUGAAAAAAGCGAAAGAGGAAAAAGAAAGUGAGUCAGCAGCGCCUCAAAUUACAGACAUUGCGAAACAAAUUAAACGAAAGGGAUCAGUGGAAAAUCGCUUAAUUCAAUCGAGAGAUGAACUUAAUGCAAGAAUCGAAGAGCUUCGAUUGAAAAAAGAAAAACAAGAGCUUGAGGAGUUAAGAGGACCGAAGAUUAACAAACGAUCCAAGCUUUUGAAAAGAGAGGAACCAACCAUUGAAAGAUUAUUGGGGUAUAGAGAGCAAACACUUGCCAAAAGAGAAAUGAUUAAACAUCAAAUUGAAGAGAAGCAGCAACAAGAAAUAACAAGCAAACCCCAAAUCAACAAAAAGUCACAAAAAUUAAGAAGAACUUUGGACGCAAUGUCCCAGUGGGAAAAGGAGAGAAAUUUAAAAACUGAGCAGUUGCGGAAUGAAAUUAAAAAGCAGGAAGCUGAGCGACUGCAAAACCCAAAAAUUAACCCCAUCAGCGAAAAAUUGGUGUCACAAAUGGACAGAGGGCAAGAUAUUGGAGAAUAUCUCAUUCAAAGAUAUGAACAAAAGAAGUUGGAAAAAGAGAUGAAGAAAAGAAUGGAAAAAGAAAAAGAAAGUAUUGAGGCCAAGCCACAAAUAUCAAUACACUCGGCAAAUUUGGAAAGACAGGGAGUUGUGUUCGACAGAUUAUACCAAGAUAGCUUGGAAAAAGAGAAUAAGAGGCGAGAGCAGAUUGCUCAAAUAGAAAAUCAGAUCAAUCACGGUAUUGAUCCAAAUACAGGACUUCCUCUUCAUAAUCCAGUGAUUAAUCCUCGAUCUGCCUUAAUGGAGAGAGAGGAACCGGUUGAAGAAAUCCUUCUGAAAAAGAAAGAGGAAAGCGAGAGAAAGAAGAUGGCCUUGGUGGAGAGAGAACAAAAAGUAUUAGAAGCUCAUGGAAGCAAAGUUGGCGCAUACAGCCAAUUGUUGGUUGAGCUGUUGGAGAGAAGAACACAAACUUCUACCAUGGACCGUUUAACACGUCAGCCAAAGAAACAAGAGCCAAGCAUUGCACAAACCUAUUCAUUCAAACCACAUAUUAAUCAAACGUCCAGGGAAAUGGACAAAUCAAAAAAUCAUGGAACACCUCGUCAAGAAGUGCUGCUUCGAAAAGGGUUUGAAUACGAAAUGCAUAAAAAAGAAAUUGAGCAAAAGAUUAAGGAAGAGGAAGAAGAAUCAUUUUCACCUGUUGUUUCCACAAAGAGCAAGAGCAUGAAAACUCCAAAGGGUUCUGUCAUUGAUCGGUCAGCAGAUUGGAUUAGAAAGAAGGAGCAAAAAAUGGAAUCAGAGAGAAGACUUAAAGAGUAUAAAGAAGCAGAGGCAUGUACAUUUAAACCAAAUGUCAAGAGACUGGAUGUGAGUCAUAUAGCACCAUGUGAAUCCCAUUUCAAAACGAAAGAAGAGGAGUCAAGUUAUGCCGCUGCUUUGAAGAACAGAGAGCAAUUAAAGCAAAAGGCAACCACACCUAGACAGGAAAGUAAAAAGCCAAGAGUUAAGGACGACAAUAAGUAUGCAAAUGAAACGAAGAAGGAGUCUUGCAGUAAUCCAAGCACAGUUUCAAGCAAUUCGAAUACACAGUCACAGACUUGGGCCCAACAACGACCAAAGAGCCGAGGCUCUACCUAUUCUGCCAAACUUGCUAAAGAUUCAAGCGGGCACCCAGUAGAGCCAGUCAAAGACGCCCCUCAACCUCAACGACUUACCUACCAACAAGAGAAGCAGCCAAAUCACAGGAACCAACAACAUCAUCCUUCAUCUGCUCCCUCUCAAAAUCAUCGGUAUGAUGAGCUUGAAGAGAGUGAAAUUUAUGACACUAACGAAAUUGUUUAUGAAGACGUGGAUCCAGAACUGGAGUUUGAAGAGCUCAAGCGACUUGUGGAAAAAGACAAAGGAAAGAUCAAGUCACAAAUUUCCAAAGCUCUUCACGUAGAGACCUCGAAUAAUAAGAGUCAUCGAUUGCCAGAGUCACCUUCUAUACGAGAUUUGUUGGACUCGCAGUCGACCCUCUCUGAGCUAUAUCGACUUUCCAAUGAGAAAGAAUCUUUGAAAGAAGUGGAACGAAAUAUUCCCUCUAGCUUAACACCCCAGGCCUAUCAACUCAUAACAGACAUGAUUCGAAAAUCUAAAAAGGGAUGA
This is a messenger RNA of Naegleria lovaniensis, 2580 nucleotides long. RefSeq lists its product as uncharacterized. The transcript is spliced from 3 exons. Lineage: Eukaryota; Heterolobosea; Eutetramitea; Acrasida; Naegleriidae. Bases 1 to 2580 code for a protein of 859 amino acids. The record is from RefSeq and is a predicted model, not a curated record.